This is a messenger RNA of Bacillus rossius redtenbacheri, 4562 nucleotides long. Its product is annotated as SCY1-like protein 2. Gene Ontology annotation, biological process: protein phosphorylation. The record is from RefSeq and is a predicted model, not a curated record. Gene Ontology annotation, molecular function: ATP binding; protein kinase activity. The coding region runs from base 308 to 2830 and encodes 840 amino acids. Lineage: Eukaryota; Metazoa; Arthropoda; Insecta; Phasmatodea; Bacillidae. The transcript is spliced from 13 exons.
UCUAUGAUUGUACUUGUCAGACUAUUCUGCUAGUAUUUAGAUUUUGAUAGAAAUUUUUCUUAUUUAAUUUUUUUCCAACAGGUUGUUGGAUUGUAUAUGUCUUAAUAAUGGAAGUUUUGUGAAGAGAUUAAUAUUUUCGGUGAUGUAGAUUUCAGUAUAAUAUUGCUAUUAAAUUGAUGGUUAAUUGAGGUUAAGUUUGGCCUGCUUAGUUCUUUUUUUGGAUUAAAAAAAUAGUAAUAGAAUAGAAAAGAAGGUACAAAAUAAUCAGUUUUUUUUUGUUUAUAGGAAAUUACCGUAUUUUGCUAGCAUGGAUGUGAUAAAUAAGCUAUACUCGACGGUCAGCAGUACUGUGUCGCAGUUGUCGAGUGUUCUUCCCGGAAACCCUGUCACGAGAGAAUUCGAAGCCAUUAGUCAUGUUGCUAGUGCGGGUCCAGGCUUGCAGUGGAAGGUGUACCGCGGCUUCAAGAAGUCCACGAAGCAGGACGCGUCCAUCUUCGUGCUGGAGAAGCGGCAGCUGGAGCGCUGGCCGCGCGGGGAGCGCGAGGCCGUGCUGGAGGCGCUGAGGCGCGGCGCGGUGCAGCUCACCAAGCUGCGCCACCCGCAGAUCCUCACUGUGCAGCACCCCUUGGAGGAGUCCAGAGAAUCCUUGGCGUUCGCCACGGAGCCGGUGUUCGCAAGCCUCGCCAACAUCCUAGGGGCGACGGAGAACAUGCCGUCCCCUCUGCCCCCGCAGCUCCACAAGUACAAGCUGUUUGAAGUCGAGAUCAAGUACGGCCUCUUGCAGAUAGGCGAGGGCCUGGCCUUCCUGCACCACGACGUGAGGCUGCUGCACCACAACGUGUGCCCGGAGGCGGUCGUGGUGAACCAGCAGGGCGCCUGGAAGCUCUUCGGCUUCGACUUCUGCCAGCACGCCCAGAGCAGCCAGGAGGCCGAGUUUAGUUUUACGUCCCGACCGAGCGCACAUGUCGGAGCAGGGGCUGAAGAGACGCGAGCGUGCUUGCAGCCGUACUGGCCGUUUGUGGAGUACUCGCCGGCGGUCCCGGCGCUCGCCCAGCCGCGGCUGGCGUUCCUCGCGCCGGAGUACGCGCUCACCAUGAGCCACUCCCCCGCCAGCGACAUCUUCUCCCUGGGCGCGCUCAUCCACUGCGUGUUCUCCGAGGGCCGGCUGCUGCACGACUGCGACGGCGACUGGGCGGCCUUCAAGCGGCGCGCGUGCGAGCUGAAGACGGGCGUGCCGAGCCGCGAGCUGCAGGCCGUCGCCGAGGGCCUGCGCGAGUGCGUCAAGAUGAUGCUGAACGCCACGCCCGACCUGCGACCCGACGCCCACCAGUUCAUCAAGGUGGAGUACUUCGAGGACGUGGGGGUGAAGACCCUCAACUACCUGGACUCGCUGUUCCAGUGGGACAACCUGCAGAAGUCGCAGUUCUACAAGGGCCUGCCGCAAGUGCUGCAGAACCUCCCGCACAGAGUGUGCGUCUUCAGGGUGCUGCCGUGCCUGGUGAAGGAGUUUGUGAACCCCACGAUGGUCCCCUUCGUGCUGCCGAACGUCCUGCUGGUCGCUGAGAACUGCUCGAAGGAGGAGUUCACGGCACACGUGCUCCCCCACUUGAAGCCCGUCAUGAAGUUGCAGGAGCCGAUCCAGGUGCUGCUGAUCUUCAUGCAGAAGAUGGAGCUGCUGCUGAAGCUGACCCCCGCCGCGGACAUCAGGACGGACGUGCUGCCCAUGCUGUACCGCGCCCUCGACUCCGACGCGCAGCAGAUACACGAGCUGUGCCUGUCCGUGCUGCCCACCUUCGCGGGGCUCGUCGACUACCCGGCCAUGAAGAACUCCUUGCUGCCCCGCAUCAAGCGCCUCUGCAAGGAGACGUCGUACAUCUCCGUGCGGGUGAACUGCCUGGUGUGCCUGGGCAAGCUGCUGGAGCACCUGGACAAGUGGCUGGUGCUGGACGAGGUGCUGCCCUUCCUGCCGCAGAUCCCGUCGCGCGAGCCCGCCGUGCUCAUGGGCAUCCUGGGCAUCUACAAGCUGGCGCUCACGCACAAGAAGCUGGGCAUCACGAAGGAGGUGAUGGCGACCAAGGUGCUGCCCUUCCUCAUGCCGCUGAGCAUCGAGAACGGCCUGACGCUGAACCAGUUCAACGCGCUCAUGGCGCUCAUCAAGGACAUGGUGGGGCGGGUGGAGGCCGACCACCGCGCCAAGCUGCAGCAGCUCAACUCCAUUCAGCAGGAGAGCAGGACGGUCGCGAUGCCGGCGGUGCCCUCUCACCUGCUGGUCGCGGCUCCGCAGCCGGAGUCGGAGAUGGACCAGAUGUUCAGCGGGCUGGGCCUGGACGGCUUCAUCGGGAACGGAGUCUCCCCCACCGCCCCCGGCCCGCCCCCUGGGGCCGUGGCUGCCUCUGCUCCCGCCUCCGGCACACUCAGCAUGCAGGAGAAGCAGCGCCUCGUGAGGCAGCAGGAGGCCCAGCGGCGCCUCACGUCGCAGCCCACGCCCAGCCCGGUGACCCCAGUCAGCCCGGUGACCCCGGCGAGUCGGGCGCCUCCCAGGGACCUCACAUCCUCGCUCAUCGAGACGCAGCUGAGCCAGAUGAAGCUCUCCCCGCGCCCCCCGCCGCCCACCUGGGGCGCCGCCCCCUCGCCGGCCGCGUGGCAGCCCGCCCAGGGCUUCAGGGCGUUCCAGCAGGCGCCCCAGCCGCGGUGGGGGGCCCCGCGGCCCUCGUACGGGCCCCUGGACGCCCUGCUGCCCGCCCCCGCCGAGGUGGCCACGGGCCCCAGGCAGCCCCUCCUGCCCGCCAAGCCCCUGUCGGCCUCCGAGAUCAAGGACCUGCUGAGCUAGCCAGGCGGCCGGGAAUCUCUCCAGUUUACUGAACCUGAAGGCUUCUAAACCACGUUUACUAAACAUCCCAUUCUCGGAUGUAACACCUACCCACUUUCGACAAGAACUUGUGUUCCGCUUUGUUCCAAUGUUUACCUGAUUACUACAGUGGGACUCAUACAAGGUUCUUUCGAUAAACCAAUGUUAGGUUGGUAAUUUUACAUUUUUUUAAACUUAUUGAUUUUAUGUGAUGUUCAAGCUGGUUUCGUUUAAGUGUUGUUGAUUGUAAACAAAUAGUUUUGGGUCAAUUCCAAUGCCAGUUUCAAUUUUCAUAUUUCAGAUUUGCUUCUGAUUCAUUUUCUGAUUAGUAUAUCAUAUAAUACUUCUUACUUCUAAAGAUGUUUAUCGCACCUGUUUGUACUUUUAAAAAUCAUAUUUAAUUUUUAAAAUUUUAAUUUUAUUUACCAAUGAUAGGCAUAAAGAAAGAUAAGGCAACAUGAUUUCAGUGUAUUUAUUGAAAUUUAUUGCAAUACUGUGACUUUAGUACAUAAUAAUGUUAAAUGGAUAGACCUUGUUACUGCCAAAUUUUUAAAUAUGAAAAAUGUAUUGUUUAUAGAUUGUUCACUGUACUUGAUUUAAAUGAUUUGCAAUAAUUGAACUGUUUCCAUCCAAUAAUAUUCUAUCCGCUUUUAUCAAAUGAGAAUUGAUUAAUUAUUAAGUUCACCUAUAAUUGGAUAUAUUCUUUACUGAUUAAUCAUAAACUUGAUUUUAUAUAUUAGAAUUCUAAUUAAACCCUUAUUAACUGAACAAAAUUCUUAUUUAAUCAAUCAAGACUCCUAUUAAAAUGGCAUAAUACCCUACUAUUGAAAAGACAAUUGAUUAAGAUCCUGAAUAAUCAAUUAGCACAUGAUUGAUUGGACAAAAAAUCCUCUAAAAGGUGUUGACGAGUUCACUUUGGUACCUCUAAUAAAACUAGAUACUUCAAAUUCUAAAAUUACGCUAUAGGCAAUUAAUUGACUAGCUUUGAUUCCAAAAUUAUUGAAGUGUGAAUCCUUCCUGGAAUGUGAUUGGCAUCAGGGGCAUAGGAAUCGACGCAACACUACCUGCAUACAAUAAGUAUGUAACUAUUGCUAGAAUGUGUUGGUUUUUUUUGUGUUCAAUUCAGUUCAGUUCUCUUCUCUUCUCGAGCUAGUGUCUGAAAAAAUAAAGAUUGCACCACGGGAAGUAAGAAGUUACAUUUUAUUUAAAAUUAUUGCUAGGUAGUUAGUAUACUUUGAUGAAAAUAUUGCAAGAUCAAUUCUUUUAAGUACAUACUAUUGAUCUCAGCACGAUUUGCUGUCAGAACCAAAUUGAUUGUUAUGCAUUAGGUGUGAUGCAGAAAAUAAUUAUUUUCUGCAACUAUUUUAGACAACAAUCUACACAGUGUAAGGAUUCAUGAAAGUGGUUGGAAUGUUUGGCAUUUGAACAGUUCACUAAUUCCUCUUUUUGAACCUCUAGUCGCACUUACCAGUUUAUGCUGGCUCAAGUGAUUUGUGUAUGUCAUUUGUUGUAAUAUUAAAAAAUUAAUACCAUAAAUCAGUGCAUCACCUUUUACAUGUAAAGUUUGUUACAAUGCAUUCCAUUAAUUUAUUUGUAAAUACUACCUAUAUAUCUUGUAUCCGCUGUACAUUUGUAAUAUUCCCAUGUAAAUUGUAAUGUCUUAUGUGAAUCUUUUUGAUGUAUUCAUACUUAAAUAAACUUUCUAUGUUUUGUU